AAUGCAAAAGACGUCGUUUUGGAGAUUCGGGCUCCAACGUAAAAGGCCCAAAAAAACCCCUCUGGAUCUGAUGACGGAGGAGAAGUACGAACGACCAUCGUCGGCUUCGUUCCUCACUCUCAACAUUUUCUAGGGUUUUAAUCAACAAUGGCGAAUCUUAUGCACAGGUUUCUCAGGAACCAAUCAUGUCUAAGAUCAAUCCCGAGACUCACUCACAAUCUUAUACCACAUCAGAAGCCUUGCAUCAGCAACGUCGAGUCUGUUUCUGUAGAAUUCGAUCCAGUUCCUAUUACUAACCCCGUGAUUACCGUCGCCGAUAAAUCUCUUCACUUUUACCCGAGUUUCCCAAUCGGGUACGGUUUUAACCCGACUCUGAUUCCUGAUUUGGGUCUAAUUGAAACGGUGUCGUCGUUGGCGGAUGCGGUGAUGGAGGAGAAGGAUGAGAAGGAGGCGGUGAUUUAUGCAGACAGUGUGAAGAAGAAGAGGAAGAAGAAGAUGAACAAGCACAAGUACAGGAAACUCAGGAAGCGUAUGGGGAGAAAAUCGUAGAAGCUUUGCUUGCUAAUAUUCCGGUGAGAAAUUUGAAAACCUUUUUUGUCUUCUAAAUAUUGGGCUUCAUGUCCGAAUCAUAUUUCUUUGAAUUAGAUCGAUAAUGUUACAAUGUAUUGAGGAAUCGACAGAUUGUUUUUCUCGUUACAGUCA
Messenger RNA from Eutrema salsugineum, 702 nucleotides. RefSeq lists its product as uncharacterized. The record is from RefSeq and is a predicted model, not a curated record. NCBI's taxonomy places the organism in Eukaryota, Viridiplantae, Streptophyta, Magnoliopsida, Brassicales, Brassicaceae. Bases 148 to 549 code for a protein of 133 amino acids. The transcript has a single exon. Gene Ontology annotation, biological process: mRNA processing.